UAGUCUGCUUCGGAUACUUCGGAUCAGUAGUCUGGACUCGGACAGACAAAGCCGAAGCUCAGAAAGCUUCGUGUCGUCAGAAUUCGACUCACAGCAUCGUGGGAGCGGAUAAUUCAACACGCUCUUCAUGAUAAAGGACCUGAGGAAAAAAUAAUUUAUAAAAAAAAAAAAAAAAAAGAAAAGUCAUUUUGUAUACAACACCAACUGAAUCUCCAGCAAGCGGGCGCUAGGAACCGAAGCGUAAAUCGUCAUGUCGCACAGAAGAAGCCGAAGUGCAAGUCCACCAUCUUACGGCACCAACAGCAAUGACCCUCGUGACCUGGAGAGAAGGAUUUUUGUUGGAAAUUUGCCCACUGCACACAUGGCAAAGAAGGACAUGGAGGAUCUGUUCAGACCGUAUGGGAAAAUACAGGCCCUGUCCCUGUUUCGCGGGUACGGAUUUGUGCAGUUUGAACGACUGGAAGAUGCAGAGGCCGCUAAAGCAGGACAUAAUGGUCGAAUUUAUAGAGGUUAUAAACUAGAUGUAAAUAUGGCAGCUGAGAGACGACAGAAAGCCAGGUCGAGUCCUCCACGCAGGCCAAUUGCUUAUCCCGAAGGAAGGGAGCCCCGCCCCCGGUCUCGAUCGCCGGUGCACAGCCGAGACGGCCGAGAACCCCGAGACUCUCGCGACCACCGGGAUAGCAGAGACACGAGGGAGCACAGCCGAGAGCCGCGGCCUGGGCCUCCUCGAGAGCACGAGACCGAGCGCUACAGGAGCUCUGAGAGCAGAGAGAAGGACCCGCGGGAAGCUCCUUACAGAGAUGAGGCUUAUGACCGUGAGCGUGGCUAUUACCGAGGUCCAGAGUACGAGGGUCACCGUAAGAAAGAAGAGCUGUAUGAGGACCGCUUUAGGGAGCCGUGGAAUGGAAGGAGAGAACCUGAAGAGGAGAGAGUGAGGCCGGAGGAGCGCAGGAGGAACGAGUUAUAUCGUCAGUACUACGAAGAGCUGCAGAGACGCUAUGAUGCUGAGAGACCUGUGGACUGCUCUGUCAUCGUGGUCAACAAGCUGCAGAAUAGAGAGUAUGCAGAAACGGUGGGCCGAAAAGUGCGAGAUCUGGGCAUGGUGGUGGACCUCAUCUUCCUCAAUACUGAGGUGUCCUUGACCCAGGCUCUGGAGGACGUCAGCCGGGCUCGUACUCCCUUCGCCAUCAUCAUCACCCAGCAGCACCAAGUGCAUCGCUCCUGCACCGUGAACAUCCUCUUCGGAACGCCACAGGAACACAGAAACAUGCCCAUGCAGGAUGCCAUGGUCUUGGUCGCUCACAACUUCGACACCUUCAAAGUCGAGAACCGUGCCAAGGAGCGAGAUGAGAUCGCAAGAAAAGCUGCCAAGAUGGCCGACGCUGUGUUGAUGAGGGAGCAUGAGCGAGAAGGCCAUCCUGUCUCCUUGCUGACUGCCAUUACGCUGCUGUCAGAGGGCCGGUUCCUGAAUCAUGAAGAGUUAUCGAGGCUCAUUAGCUACCUGCAGGACAAGCGUGAUCGCAUGGUCCGGGGAAGCUCAGACCCUCAUCUUGGAUCCCGCGCAUCUUCAAUUUCGGCCACUCACGAGCCUUCUCAGUCCACCCCUGGCUCCCAGGCACACCCAUCACUUUCCACACAUUCUGUACACUCUUCCCACCUCACCUCUGCCUCCACAGCCGCCACCAGUCAACAGCAGGAGCUGCAGGCUAAAAUCCUCAGUCUCUUUAACAGUGGCUCCGGCUCCUCCGUGCCCUCCAACCCAGUUUCAGCUCCCCAGUCUCAGGACUACGGCUCCGGCCUGGGUCAGCAGAGCAGCGGGCUGCCCUCCUUGCUCUCGAGUCAGGCCUUGUCCUCGCUAGCUGGCGUGAGGCCGCCCGCGGGGCGCAUGCCGGCACCACAGGGUCUCCAGAGACCCAUCGGCAGCACGGGCACGGGCAUCAACUUCGACAACCCCAGCGUGCAGAAAGCCCUGGACACGCUCAUCCAGAGCGGACCCUCGCUCAACCACCUGGUAAACUCGGGCAGCGCGGCGGCCGCGCCGUCCUCCAGACCAGUGCAGGGGAUGGGGCAAGGAAUGGGUCAGGGUAUGGGUCAGGGCCCGCCCCCAGUGUCCCACUACUCUCGCCAUUACUAAAGCACAUCCACUCCCCCCCCCCCCCCCCCUCCUUCUCCUCCCCUGAGCAUUGCUCCACAACAUUUGAUUCCCCUUAGAGGCUUUAGUUCUUGCAGAACAGCGUCUCAUUAAAUCGUUAAAUGUUUUAUGUUCUGUUUCUUACUCGGAAAUGUGACGACAUUUCUUUUAGAUAUGUGAAAAGUCAGCGAUUUUCAGCGGCACCUUUUCCACUAAAUAAGAGAGAAAUUCCUACCAAAUAGGAAACGUGUUCAUUUGUCUUUCACGAAGCAUGAGGUUCUAAUGUAAGUGAAUAUUUUCAUUUUGUUGUUUUAUAUAAAGCCAGUCAUUUGUACAUAACCAGCUGUGAUUUAAAUAAACACAUUUUGUGACGACUUUGA
Messenger RNA from Astyanax mexicanus (Mexican tetra), 2511 nucleotides. It is a transcript of the gene ncoa5, whose product is annotated as nuclear receptor coactivator 5. Gene Ontology annotation, biological process: regulation of signal transduction. The transcript has 11 exons. The record is from RefSeq and is a predicted model, not a curated record. Gene Ontology annotation, molecular function: RNA binding. Gene Ontology annotation, cellular component: nucleoplasm. Lineage: Eukaryota; Metazoa; Chordata; Actinopteri; Characiformes; Acestrorhamphidae. The coding region runs from base 251 to 2134 and encodes 627 amino acids.